Molecule: messenger RNA, 15038 nt
Organism: Phasianus colchicus (ring-necked pheasant)
Lineage: Eukaryota; Metazoa; Chordata; Aves; Galliformes; Phasianidae
Source: RefSeq, a predicted model, not a curated record
UCCAGCCACUCCGCCCCAAACCUGUAGCGUUGCCUGGGGUUGUUGUGGCCAAAGUGCAGGACCCAGUGUUUGGUCUUGCUGAAAUCAAUGCAGAAGGCAAGUUUUGGCAUUGUUUUUGGCAUUAUUGUGGCAUACAAGCUCCUUUUGCUAAGGCUGAGGUGGCAGUAAAAUUGUUGUAGUGCUGCUGAUUGGACUAGAUGUCCUUUAAGGGUUCCUUCCAACUCAAACGAUUCUAUAAUUAUGACCUUCUAAAGGAAUGGGAAUAAUGUCACGGCCUUACAUUCAGGAGAGGGGUGUUCUCAUUUGGGGGUUUCUGGAGCACCUAUCUGCUGCCAUCAUCUUAUUCUUUUCUUAUUCUAACCUAGCCUAGAGAAAAAGAUGUGAUUCUUUCCAACUGUGGACUGAAAUACCCAGGAGAAGGAAGGGGGAGCUGCAUCAGACAACAGAGAGUAGUGUUUACUGCAGACCUGAAUUUGAGAGGUUCAGAAGAAGAGGUUUCUUUGCCAAAGUGGCUGUCUUGAGAGCAGUCUCAGGUGCUGGCUGCUGCCUAACAGUGACAAAAGGACAUAUAUCAAUAUAUGGUUGAGUGGAGCCUUAGAAUUUCAAGUGCUUUUCAGGACUUGACUCAAAUUCAUUGGCUUUGCAGUCUCACUGGACAUCAGUGGAACCAAAAUAACUAAACUACCCUGGUGUUUUCCUCUGUAAGCUGGGACGUGUCACACCUUUCCUUAAAAGAUUCAUCAUUCUUUGACAAAGCCUGCCUGGAGGGCAGCUAAGAUAAGCACAUCUCUCUUUCCUCUGUCCCCACUUCUGUCUCCAGUGAGCCGACAUUUUUGGAAGAGGAGGGCAGUGUUUGUGUGGCUCAGGUGUCAAAGGCUGCAGCAGUCAACUUAAUACAUUUUACUUUAAGUUUGAAAUCCAGAAAGAAAAAGAAGAAUACCUACAGUGGUCUUAUCUUUGAGCAUGGCUCCAAAGACGAUGCAGAAAAGCUUUAGGCUGAAAAAGUGACAAAUGGCUUUUUCUCACCAGUGGUUCUGGCAGAGGCAGAUAGCUCAUACUCUGCAAGCACUCAUCGUUGCUGAAGUAUUAUCUGCUCUCAGAGAGAUUCCAAGUUCAGCCCAGUUCUGCAGGCAAAUCUCCCAAAAGUCAUUUAGAAGACAGCUGGGAGACGAAGCUGGGCAAAUUCAGGUAAGAAAUGAGGCAUGUAUUUUAAAAGUCAGAAUGACUCACUAUGGCAUGGAGGGUUCUCAUCCUAAACAUCAGUUCUUAUCGUGAGUAGGCACCUUUCUGGAAGAGCAGCUUCAGCCAAACCCAAGAUAUUAAGACCAGAAAUCUAGGAGACAGUGACAGAUGAGAUGUCAGAUUGCUGCUGGUGGUCCCUUCUGGCCUUCAGCUCAGAAUAAAAGCUUGAAGACUGCUAUAAGUAGCAAGCAGUUGCCUUGACGAUGGUCUUGGCAGUCACCCCCCUGUUAAAAAAAAACCCAUCAUCAUUCUCUUUGGCAGGACUGGAUAUUUUGGUCCCUAUAAUUAAGGAAAUAUAAUGUAUUUGUACAAAUAUAUUUGGUCUAAUUACUCAGAACACAUUUUGCAUAGCUCUAAACUAUUGUAAUAAAGAUGGCAAGGUGAUAUUAGGCUGCUUAGAGCUUUCCUGUUUUGAGUUGUCAUGGGCAAAUAUAUCUUCAAUACCCUUGCCAGGAACAGAGGGAGCAGACGGUGCUGCUGCUUCAAACUGUGGAAGUGAGAGGUUUUGUGCACAAGACAUCUCUUCCAGGGCACUGAUGUUUCCUGCUUGUCCUUUUGUAGGAAGAUCCGCAGCUAUUAUUUCUUAACCAGCAGACCCAAUUUCAUUUCAGAUACUGGAAGCUCUUCAACUCCAGGCAAGGAGUGGGUGGACUAAAACUGCUAUUACACUCAGCCUGGCAAAAGAAAUGGGGCUCUUUCUUCUCCCACGUUCGCCAGCAACUGCUGACAUCAACUUGGUUGUCUGUGAUUUACAGCAGUAAUACAGGGAGGAUAACAGAACCCUUACGUUUAAUGGGAUUGAAGUGCAGGUGGCCAGUCCUGUGCAUGGGUGAGGCAGUGCUUCAAGGUGAUGUAUGAGCAGCAUUGGCUAAUUAAAACUCAUGUCCUAAUGGUAGGCAGUAUUAUUUUUGUUCUCUGUGAGAGAGCAGGAAGCUGAGUGAGAAGAUGCUAAGCAGUUGAAGGUCUUGUAAACUGUGUCCAUCCAGGUGCUCCUCCUUUAGCACUCAUGCUGUUUUGUUUCAGCAUCAUUGCCAGCAUCCAUGUUAGGCAUCUAGUGUAUAGACAGGAGACAGUAACAUCUUUAUCUUGUCUAGCAGAGAUAAAAAAACUUGAGAUAUCCUGCUGAUAAAAAUUCUGCUGGUGGAUCUAUUUUUUUUUCUCCCAACAGCAACACAGGAAAAAAAAAAAAAAAAAAAAGGAAGGAAUAGGAAAAGAGAUGCUAUAAUAGACGAGACUCGGCCUAUGGACUUCUGCCUCUGUGCUGUACGAUCAGAUCACUUAGUGCUUUGUAGGUCAAAAUCAACACCUCCGAUUUUCCUCUGUAUUUGAUAGUCUGAGCAGGUCUUCCUGCAUUGGUUCCCUACCUGCCCUUUCAGAAACUGACUGCUGAAUCCAGCAUCAGCUCCAGUUGCUGGAUACAGACAAAGCCUGGCACUGCAGUGCCUCAAUGAAAAGCAUUCGUGUUUCUUAGAGCUGUAUGGUAGGAGUUAUGUCAGGGAGUCUCAGUAUUCACUCUUAAGCUCUCUCUGAAGUAGUUACAUUUGAACAAUAUGGGGUAAGUUGCUGAAUUUGGGGAGUCAGAGUCAAGAAUGGAACCUCUUUCUUGCUACAACCACUAAACUACAGCACAGUAAACUACAGCAGGUGUCAAAUGAAAAGUAAUGUUUUGUUUCUUUUGCUAGCAGGAUCCUUUGUUUUUCCUUUAGCUGGACCUUGUGAAAGCAGUGUGAAGACCAAAGCAAGAGAAAACCACUAGAUUCAGGAGCCAUGGAGCUUCCCAGCUACAGCAAGCAGCUGCUGCAGCAGCUGUACACUCUUUGCAAAGAACAGCAGUUCUGCGAUUGCACCAUCUUUGUUGGGACUGUUCACUUCAGAGCACACAAGGUUGUUUUAGCUGCUGCCAGCCUGCUUUUUAAAUCUUUGUUGGACAGCACAGACACCAUUUCCAUUGAUGCUUCUGUGGUGACACCUGAGGAGUUUGCAUUGUUGCUGGAGAUGAUGUAUACUGGCAAGCUCCCAACAGGGAAACACAACUUCACCAAAGUCAUCUUUGUGUCAGAUAGUCUGCAGAUGUUUGAUGUGGCUGUUAGCUGCAAAACCCUACUGAGAGACCUCAUCAGCUGUUCAACUCAGGAUCAGGUAGAAGUCUCUGCCCAUGCAGCAGACUCAUCUGGAAGCAGUGCUGAAGCAGAUAACCUGCCCCAAUCUGAAAAACCUGCUGCUGAAGGAAAAACAGAUGCCCUGCACCCUUCUGGCCCUGGAGGAGCAGAGAUGGAAGCAGAUAUUUCUCUUCCUGAGCAGGAGCUGACUGUGAAUCACACCUGGCUUCACCAGGAUGUGAUGCUGAGCAGCUCGGGGUCCCUUCGAGAGGAUUCAGGCUCUUGUGCUGCCCAGCCUGCCUGCACAGAGUGUGGUUGCUGUGUCGAAGUGGAGCCUGCUGAGCCUCUGGAGAAGAAAGGAAGAGUGAGCGGUUUAGCAGCAGAGAGCAAAAGCUGUAAACUGGAUUUCUUUCUUCAAUAUGAAAGUGUUUUCUCAGAGGCCCUUUCUGAUGCCCAAGCCGUGCUGAGAAGACUAGAAGAGUGCAGAGAAAUUGAUGCCUCUCAAAGGGAGGUUGUGCUCACCUGUCUGGCAGAGGCAGGGGAACAGUCAGUGUUCACGAAACUGUUGAGCAAAGUGAAGGAUGCUCACACUCUGAAUGCUCAGACCCUUGUGUCUUUACUGAAGCUGUUUCAAGAUGUGAAUCCCAAGCUGAGAGUGGCCUUGCUGGAGAGGGAGCAGGGCAGUGGAGAGGUCCUGCAGCAAACAGAGAGUGCAGAAGAGGGAGAGAUGCUGACCGCUCGUUUGCUGGGAUGCAAGGAGGAGCUAAUCCAGAGCGUGACACAGCUGAGCCCCAUUGUAGAGUUCUUGGAGGCAGCAGAAGAGGGAUUCCUGACCACCACGGAGAAGCGGGUAGUUUUGAAUUGCUGUGAGGGCAAAUCCCAGAGGGAAGCCAUGGACAGUCUGCUCAAGAAGGUGGAAGAGGAGAAAACCCUGAAAGCUGAAAGUUUGGUCAAGCUUCUCAGGGCUGUGAAAGCAUCAUUCCCUGGUCUCCAUCUUUUACUGGACAACUUGGAGGUAAAAGCAAACAUCUCUGAUGGCAAAGCCAAAUGGAGUUUGGAGGAUUAUGGAGCCCAACUGCUGAGACGAUACCAAGAAAGGUUAGUGGAGCACCUCAUGGACACUCAGACACUGCUGCGUGGCAUUUCUGCUGCACAGAGCCUGGCUCCUGCUGACAGAGAGGCAAUGGAACAGAUUGUGAAGUGUGAGACCGGCUCAGGUGGCUUCAUCUCACUCGUGUCUGCGGCGCUGGAGGAGCAGUCUCUGUCUGUUUCUGUGGUCUGGCAGCUGCUGCUGGCUGUGCGAGAGGCCGAGCUGCCGCUGAACAUGCUCAUGGAGGAGAUCCAGAAAGAACCGGGCGCAGAGCUUUUCUUCCAAGCAGUUGCCACCAGUGAAAGCACAGCCAUCGAAAUCAUCCUGCGGCACAGUGAGCUCAUCUCAGAGGCCAUUAAGCAGAGAGCAAACAUGGAGGGCUUGGCUCCAGGGGAAGCAGGACUCACAGAAGCAGUGAAAGAGCUACUGAGUAUUUCUGCUCAAAAGGAAAGCUCAGAGGCCUCCUUGAAAGCAGCUUUGAGUACGGCACAGGAGAAGUCUGUUCCAGCCAUCAAGAUCUGUCAGCUGCUGUGCAAUGUCCAUGAGUCUUUCCCAGACUUGCAGCCAGUGAUGCAGGAGCUAGGGCAUGUGGGGCUCUUGACUGAGGGAAGUGGAGAGAAACCUGGAAUCAGGAAGUGGAAAGUGAACAGUGAAUCCCAAGUGGAAGCUCUGGACAAAGAAGAGGACAAGGCAGGAGGUGCUGCAAUCAAGGAACCGAAGGAACCGCAAGAGAAGGCAUCUUCCAAGAGGGAUUUCAUCUGCAAAGCCUGUGAGAAGAGCUUCCACUUCUACUGCCGCCUGAAGGUGCACAUGAAACGUUGUCGGGUGGCCAGAGGAAAGCAAAUCCAGUGUAAGGAAUGCACUGAAGUCAAAUCGACAAAGAAGGAGCUGGAGAAGCAUCAGCUGGAGGUCCAUGGAGAGGUGGGCAUGUCCAAGAAGAAGAAGAAGCGUCUUCCUGUGACUUGUGACAUCUGUGGCAGAGAGUUUGCUCAUGCUUCAGGGAUGCAGUAUCACAAGCUGACAGAGCAUUUUGACGAAAAGCCCUUCUCCUGUGAGAAAUGUGGGGCCAAGUUUGCAGCCAACUCCACGCUGAAGAAUCACCUGCGGUUGCACACCGGGGACCGGCCCUUUGUGUGCAAGCACUGCCUGAUGACCUUCAUGCAGGCCUCAGCCCUCGCCUAUCACACCAAGAAAAAGCAUUCUGAGGGGAAGAUGUAUGCCUGCCAGUACUGCGACGCUGUGUUUGCCCAGUCCAUCGAGCUCUCACGCCAUGUUCGAACCCACACAGGGGACAAGCCGUACGUCUGCCGGGAGUGUGGGAAGGGCUUUCGCCAGGCCAAUGGGCUCUCCAUCCACCUCCGGUCCUUUCACAACAUUGAAGAUCCCUACGACUGCAGGAAGUGCCGGAUGAGCUUUGCCACCCUGCAGGAACACCGCAAGCACAUCCACGAAGUCCACUCCCGAGAGUACCACCCCUGCCCCGACUGCUCCAAAGUCUUCAGUGCCCCAUCCCUCCUGGAGCGCCACAUGGUGACCCACAUUGGAGGAAAGCCCUUCAGCUGUGGCAUCUGCAACAAAGCUUACCAGCAGUUGUCAGGGUUAUGGUAUCACAACCGGACCCACCAUCCUGAUGUCUUUGCAGCUCAGAAUCACCGCUCCUCCAAGUUCUCUUCCUUGCAGUGCAGCUCCUGUGACAAAACCUUUUCCAGCACUGCUGCUCACCGAAGGCAUGUAAAGGCAGAGCACUCAGAUGUGAAGUUCCAUGACUGUGAGAUGUGCAAGGAGCAGUUUCCCACACUGGCUCUCCUGCAGGUCCACAUGAAGUACCAGCACUCAGGGGCCCUGCAGCACCACGUCACCACUGAGCACUUCAAGCAGGCAGAGAGCACCUUCACGUGUGGGCUCUGUGGGGAGCUCUUCACCUCCCAGGGUGAGCUGGAAGGGCACUGCAGCGCUGAGCAUCCCAAGGUCAUCUUCACAGAGGCCCAAGCCACCACAGCCCAGGUUGUACAGGUGAUUCAGACGUCAGAGCAAGGAGCAGCAGAACACAUCAUCUCUUUUGAUGAGGCCCAGCUCACUGGCUCCCAAGUCUUUGUGACGUUGCCUGAAUCCCAAGCAAGCCAAGCUGGUUCGGAGCUGGUGACGGUGUCUAUGGAGGAUUUGUUUGAUGACAAAGUUACUCUGAUUUGUGAAGAAACCAAGUGAUAGUGAGCAGUGGGUGCUCAUGUGUGGCACCUGGUGUGCACUGGACUGGUUCUGGACCAUACCUGGGCAUGCUUCUCUGACAAGGGAGGUUCAGAUUUGGGAUGUUUAUUUGUAUUUUUGGGAAAGCAACCCCAUAUAUCUGACCCUGACAAAAGAAAUGAUGUGCAGCAAAGACUGAACAGGUUUGUAGACAUUCAUAAGGCACUAACAAAGUUAUUUGUGUCUCAGAGCAGAACAUGGGAUGUUGCUUUGCAGAAUGCAUUCAUGUACCUGCUGUAAAGCUUCUUUGGUGCUGGGAGAAUGCAACAUUCAUUGUGGCCCCUUUAAGACUAAAUUUCAUCAAGUCUUUUUUCUUUUUUUUAAUCUGCAGUUUCCUAAAAUAUAAUCUGAUAAUUAAUGGUUUGCUGAAUCCAUUAUGAAGUGCAAUUAGAUAGAUGCAGAGUUCCUGCGGCUCGGAGGGGACCGGUAGCAUUUAUCUUCCUUUCCCUAGUGCCAAAAGGUUGAACUCUGCCACUGCAAUAUUUACAUACGGAGCGGUGAUCCCUGCCACAGCCCUGCGGUGAGCAGCGCCUGCUUCAUCACACAGCCCAGAGGGUGAACAGAUUGAAGUUUUCCAGGAGGUUUUUGUGACAGCGUGAUAGUUGGUCAUUCCCGUUCCAGCUCGAAUUGUGGAAGCAAACAGCAAGGAAUGUGGUUUGUCCCCAGGGCUUUGCUGUGACAGCGGAAAGGAGGAAGUGUCACUCCCACUGAAAUCAGGAAUGACCAGGAGAUGGUGCUCAAGGUCUUGAGUAGUGCCAGCGGACAGGUGUCUGCUCCGCCGAGAGCCAGCCCUGCUGCACUGUGCUCCAUCAGCUCCUGCCAGGCUGAAGUUCAGCCCCAGGCCCUGCGAAUCGCUGCAUAAAGAAGAGCUUGGAGCUGGAGGGGCUAAAACACAGAUGCUGCUGGGGUGAAGCAGUGAGUCUGGCACCCUGCACUUAGGUCGGGCUGGAGCAUGAGGUCACCCUGGAUAGCACCAUCCAAUGGUUCUUCAACCACACCAAUUAAUGAGGGAGGUACAUGGGAGCUUCACCCCUCAGCUUGUUGUGAGAGAUGGAGGUGUCCUCCAAGAGACGGAGCUUGCUCUCCUCCUGGCUGCAGUCAGGUGAGCAGAGCUGUGCUGUGGGAUUCCAGCUGCCUGCAGAGAUAAUCCCUGCCCCUCUAGCAGUGCCCAACCUGCUGUCAGGCAUGACCAUGCUUCUCCCUGACAUGCAAAUCCGCCUAUUUUUUGCCCACGGAAGCCGUGGCCAUAUGCCACCACUCCACAGCACUGCUCUCCUUGGCACAUUCACCCGCUGCACAUUGAACCCGACGUCGUUUGCUCUCAGAGCAUCCCCCGGCUGCUGUUAUUUAGUCUGGUGACAUGGGAACUUUUUCCAGCCUGCUUACAGAUCACAGUGGAUUUGGCUGUACACAGGAGUAGGUCAGGGGAUCCCUGCGGCGCACGCAAGCUUCCAUUUAUCAACACGACGUUUCCCUUGCAGCAAGAUGGGUUUCUGUUAGCAGUGAGAUCCCUCUGCAGCUCCUCUCUCCCUGGCUAACACAGAUAAUCCUCUGCUAUCUGCCACAUCUCUGUGGGGCUGUUAAACACACACAGUGCUGCUGUCCUUGCACACAGCCAAGGUAGGUUGUGAGAUUCUGCACUCCCCCAAGCAUGGGAUGCUGUCAGGGUUUUAUUAGAAGUCCAAACAAACAAAUGUGGAAGGAACAAUGCUUCUGGUGGGGCCUUGGGUGCAAGGUUGGGGCUUUGCGUGGUUGGUAUGGCUUGACUUCAGCUCUGGAGGAGAGGGAGAGAGUGUUACCAUUGCUGUAUCCAUUUGAGGCCCUCACCCAGGCUGGGGCAUUAGUAUAAUGAGAGUCCAGCUGCAUACACCCAGCUUCUCCCUGAGCAUCCUUCAGGAAAAUCAAUGAGGAAUAGGAUUAGCCAUACUGGUCCAGCGUGCUCGGGGUCUUCUCUUUGGUCCCAUGCUCCAGAGGUGAUCAUCCUUUGCUGCUCACACAAACACUGCAACAAACCUCCUGGUGGCCCCCCAGCCAUAGGUCCUGUCCAGUCUCAAGCUCUCCUCUCCUGCAGAAGGAGGCAGUUGAGAUUUGUGAGCGUUAGCUUCAUUAUUCAGCAAUUAAAACGUUCUGGCCUCGUCGCGACGCGGGAGUGCAUUAAUGAUUUAUAGCAGCAUGCUUUGAUUCGACGGCACAGGAGUGAACUUUGAGAGCGGUGAAUUCUGCUGAAAUCCCAAAUGCAGAUCCCAAAAUAUUGUCCUUUGUUGGUCUGAGCCUGUCCCAACCCUCCUAUAGCCUUCGUCAUCCUGUGCUUCUAUGGCAUGACAUGGUCAGCCAACAUGGUGGAAUGGGUUGGGGUUGGAAUGGGUGAUCUCAGGUAUCUGUUCCAACCUUAAUGGUUCUGUGGUUCCAUGAUGUGGGCAGUGGGCAUGUUGGGAUGGGUUGGCAGUAUCCCCAUUCACCUUAUUCUUCCAGUUUCCCCCAUUUCCUCCCCCAAAUCCCUAGUAUUCCCAACCCCCCCACCCCAUUUUCCCUAUUCCCUCCUGUUUCCCCUUUGCCAGAGCUGUGCCCACCCCAUGUCUGGGUGGGUUUGGAUAUCCCCAAGGAAGAGGCACCAAGGAGGAGAAGAUGGAAGAUGGGGGGGUAUGACAACAUGGGUGAUUAUGGGGGGAUGUGGGAAGCAAUUUAGGGUAAACGGGGGAUGUGGGGUGGUGUUGAAGUGUCUUUAUUGAUUUAUUACUGAGAGGAGAUUGGAUGUCCCUGUAGCCCAAAGGUGGGGUGCUGAUCACAUGACCCAUAAACUGAUAUGACCCUAUAACCCUGUACAAUCCCAUGUGACCCAUAACCCCACUGAUGCCCCCUGAACACCCUAUAACUCUGUGACCUCUGGUCCCAUGUCACCUCUGGCCAUGUCAUGUAACCCCGUCGUUCCGUAAUACCCUAUAACUGUGACCCAUAACCCCAUCUGACCCCAUAAACCCAUGUAACUCCAUAACCUCAUAUAACCCCAUAACUCUGUGACCCUGCAUGACCCUCACACGAUCUAUAACCCCAUAUCUUGACCUCAGUGUGGCCAUAUAACCAGCUUUGUUUGGGGUAAAGGUAAUUCCUCCAAGAUAUGAGUCUGCCCUAUAGCACCCCAUAGUUGCCCCAUAGAAGCCAUGAGGUGGGCACCAUGGGGUCUGAGCUGUGGGGUAAGGGGCUAUAAGAGCAGUUAUGGGACAGUUGCAAGAUACUUCUGGGGCAAGCAAAAUUUGUUUAUGGGGUAGCUGUAGGGUAGCUGUAAUGUCUGCUGUCACCCCAUAGGGAGCUGGGGGGUGAACUUCUGGGUUUUAGGGCAGUUACAGGACACCUGUAGGAGGGUUGUAGGGGCAGCUAUGGAGCAGACCCUCAUCUAGGAGGGGCUGAUGCUCCCCCACCUGCAGCAGUUGGAACUGCUGCUGACCAUGGGCUACAGACCCAUUGGGCUGUUAUAGGGUUGUUAUGGGGGCACUAUAGGGUUGUUAUGGGGUAGAUAUGGAGCAGACCUACACCGAGGAUGGGCUGAUAUUCCCCCUCAUGGAGCUGGUGAUAGAGCUGCUACUAAUAGUGAGCCAUAGGCAGUUACGGGGCCAUUGUACGUGGAUUAUGGGACAGCUCUGGGCAGUUGUGGGACAGCUUUGGGGCAGAAUGUUACCCAGCAAGGGCUGCUUCUCCCCUGCAUGCAGCUGGUGGUGGGACUGCUACUGAUUGUGAGACCCCAUAGCCCCCCCUGACCUCAUAUUGCCCCCUGAUUCUGUACAGCCAUACCAUGGUGCAACUGAGGAUCUGUGCCUUCCAGCCCCCCCCACUGGGGGGACCUAUGGGACCCACCAGGACUCCAUAGGACCCCCUAGGACUCCCAUAGCCACCUAUAGAGUCUCAUAAUGCCCUUUCCUAUAGACUUCCAUAACCCACCGAUAACUGCCCAUAGACCCCCCAGGACUAGUGUAGCUGCCCCAUACGUCCACAGUAUUCACCCCCAAGACCCUGAUAACUCCCUUCCCUCCCCCCAGAGCCCCUUAUUCCCCCAUACUGCUCCCUGACCUCCAUGUUGCCCCCCAGAUCCGUACAACUGCACCAUGGUGCAGCUGGGGAUCUGCACCUUCCAAUCCCACUAUGGGACUGCAUAUCUCCCCAUAGGAUCCCCAUAUCCCCCCCAGUACCCCAUUCUGUAGCUGCCCCUCAGCCCUGCAGCAGACCAUCUAGAAGCCCAUCCCUCCAGGUCCCCCAUAGCCCCCAUAUUUCCCCCCCAAGGCCCCUGUGGCUGCCCUGUAGCCCCUCAAGGACCCCCCUGGAAACCAAUAGACCUCCCCCAUAGCCACCCUAGCAGCUCACAGAGACCCAUAGACCCUGUAGGGCAUCCAGCCCCCAGCAGGGGGUUGGAGCUGGACGAUCUUUAAGGUCCCUUCCACCCCAAACACACAGCCCCGGCACAGCCCAUAGCCCAUCUGGUGGAAAGAACACAGCCACAGUGGGGAACGGGGAAUUUCCCAGGGCUGGGGACAAAAGGGUGGAUGAGGACUGCAGACACCCGCAUUGUGAAUAGGGCUGAGGCACCGGAGGAAAGUGUAUCUUUAAAAAGCGGAUUAUCUGGUUAAACAGAGGGCAGGGGGCUGGGCCAGGAGAUAAUGGGGUGUCUGUGACAGCUUUAUUAGGAAGUGCCUAACGUCGGAGCGAUUUCAUGGCGGGGCUCAGAGUGACGAGUGGCUCCGGGAGCGCUCCGGUGACGCUGUCAGAUGGGCUUAGGGACAACCGGCCCCUCUCUUUGCUGCAAGAGACAAAGGGAACAGCAGGGACCCGCAGCCCGCCGCCUGCCUUGAGUCCCUGCAGAGGGUGGGAUCUGCUCCCUUUGCCUUUUUUGCAGGUUUUCCUCACGCCAGCCCUUGCGUUGCCAUUUUCUUUGAGGAUGUAAUGCACGCAGGGCACCUAUGGGACUAUAGAUAUAUGGGUUGGAGGGACCUCAAAGAUCACGGAACCAUAGGGUGGUUAGAUUGGAAAGGACAUCAGAGACCCAAUCAGCUCACAUGGACUUAGGGUGGCAUUGACAGCCGCUCCAGUGCCCCAGGCAGCUCCUGUCAACUGGGCUCCCUGAAAGAAGGGGACAAGCCCUCGUGCCAGUGAAAGUAUUCCAUCCUUGGCCCCACUGCUUGGCUUCCCCUGGUGCCCUGACCUCUGUCCUUCACCAGCCCUGGCACUCAGAUCUGUGACUGUGGGGUCUGAGGUGACGUGCUGCCCCAUUCCUGGCCACGACCCCAAGCUGACUGUGGCACUGAUACUGCAUUGCCUCUCCAGAAUGCAUUGAACCACCAAAAAGGGAUCAGAAGCCACAUGUGCAGGGUCAGCUUCCCGUACACAGAUUUUGAUGCACGAGCCCCAGAUUGGCUAUUUUCCCCCAAACCUGCCGUUUCCCCCUGCCCACCCCACAGCCCUUCCCUUCCUGCGCCCAAAUCCCACCACCCUCACUUUCAACUUUUCCCCUCUCUCCUUCCCCCCCUCUGUAACAAAUCGCCAAAAAGAGGGACGAGAAGAGGCUCCAAUGACAGAUGGAGCUGCUGCUGUCAUCUCUCUUAACUGUCACCGAGAAAAUCACACGGCGGCCACUGAAAUUCAAAUUAGAGUUUCGCUGAAGCUGCUAAAACUCAUCAAAAGAUAUCUUUGAAGUCCACUGGCAGGCCGGUCAUUUCUUUUAAAUUAGUCCCUGUUGAAAAUGAAAUUGCAGGGAGUUGGUGUAUUAGCAUACGGGAGUGCGAGAGACAGCACAAUGCUGCCUUUCCGGGGAGCAGAGGCAGUUUGCUCCCGCACAAAGACCACGCUCUGAUUGCAUUAGGAUCAAUGAAAGGGUCAUUUCAAAGCUUCCCAUUAACGGGGCUGGGCUGAUGCUCAGGGGGAAGGCAGGGUUGUCCUCAUGUCCCCGUGCCCUCCAAGCCAACCUCCUGGCUGCGCAUUGCAAGCCUGUGUUAACGAGGAGCUGCCUCGUUAGUGGAGCUGGUUUGAUGAUGAUGAGGGAAGUCCAUCUUAGCUUGGCCAAGGAGCAGUGGCUGGCUGCAAUGGGGUGGUGGCCAGUGGCCCCAGGUAGAAUUGUAGCAUAGAAUCAUAGGAACAUCAUAGAGUCAUGGAAUGGUUUGAAUUGGAAGGGACCCUAAAGGCCAUCAGGUCCAACCCCCUUCAAUGAGCAGGGACACCCACAGCUCCAUCAGUGCUCAGAGCCCCUCCAGCCUGACCUUGGGUGCCUGCAGGGAUGGGGCACCAACCAAUGGAGAUGAAUGAGCAUCUCCUAUUAGUGAAUAUUUCCCAGUAUGGACAAAACUUGGUUGAUGUCCAGCUCCAGUUCAGCCCAACACAGGUAUCUGCCCAGGAAUGUUGGCCCUGAGGAUGAGUGCUGUCUUCUCUGUUAUUCAUCUCCCUUCUCCCUUCUCCCUUCCCUUUUCCCUUCUCCCUUCUCCCUUCCCUUUUCCCUUUUCCCUCCCCUCCCCUUCCCUUCCCCAUUGCAUGACACCAUUCUGCCCUCCCCAGGGAGCUGAGCACAGUGCUUUGCCCACUAAGGGCCCUCCCCCAGCCCCACCACCCAUGCCAGCAUGCCCAGUUUCCCCUGCCUGCCCCAAAUCUCUGCACAGCAGUUUUUCCACACCAGCUGUUAGUGGAUUGAGCGAUUCCAGUCAUAACUGAGCUGAUGAGGUGUGACUUUGAGUGGCAUCAUGUACACUCCUGCAUCGUCAUGCAUCGUGCCUUCAGGAUCUCACACAGCUCCAAGAGAGGUUCAGGGUGGGUCAGCAGCAGAAGCAUUUUCCCCAUGGUCUUGCCUGGCUCCUGGUGCUGGACUGCAUCUCCCAGCCUCGGUCCAACACCUGAGUUUUUGGAUGGGGUGGGGACCCUGAAACAGAACCUUCCAUCAGCAUUCCAUCAGCAAGCAGAAAGGUUUGGGCAUUGUGUCCCUGUGCAUCACAGGGGGUUGUGAUAUGGAGUGGAAGGAGGGAAUGGGAAUGUGUGUGCCAUGCAUGGACCCAGCAGACACGAUGGCCAAUGGGCAGCACACGCUGGGAGGUGAGGCUGCUCUGUUUCGAUCUGCUUGCUUUUACUGAGAUAAGAUCUCACUGGUGAGCUCAAAAUGAAGGAAAUCCAUCUAAAGCCUCAAUGGGAGACUGCAUGGCGUGGGGGCAUUGGUCAUCUCCUCAAGUGGUGACAAAGAGACAUUGGUGCCGUUAUGAUCUCUCAUGAUCCUGCUUACUGAGAUCAUGGGCCAUGUUGCUUCCCAUUGGAGUGUCUUCAUGUUGGAUGUCCUCAGUUCCAGGCAUCUUCUGGAGAGCUUCUCCUCACCCAGGGGUUUUAUGCCCUUGAAAUCCUCCUCUGCCAUGGGCUGUUGCUAGCAAAAAGCAGAAAAGGGAGAAAGCUGUAAAAUGAGGAACUGUGAGGGAGUUUUCCAUCUCAGAGUACUGGGAAAUGUACCAGAAGUGGAACCAAUGCUUAUCUGUCAGUCAUACAAUCAGACUUUAAAUCUCCUGUCUUUUAGCUUAAAACCAUUUCUGUCAAAGCACAGCCCAGCUCUAAAGGAAGAGAUCCUGAACUUUUGCUUUCUGACAACAUCCAGAGCGGUCACUUUCAAAAUGUGGAGACUUAUGAAUCCAUAUUUGUUUUUCAAAGAGGCGUGUUGUCCAAGCCAGCCAUUUCAUACUGACAGCUUUGAGAUCAGCAGUGUUUCCUAUGAAAAAAUUCAUUGUGGCCUCAUCCAUCCUCCACCGUCCAUCCAUCCAUCCACCACCCAUCCACCCAUCCAUUUAUCCACCCACCACCCAUCCUCCAAUAGCCUUCAUGCCAUGGAAUACCUCGAAGCUCACCCGGAUCUCCAGUUACACGAUCAUCUUCUUCUUCUCCCACCUCCUCAGCCAUCCUUCUGUUCUGCUGUAGUAUGGCAGGCAUUGCUGAGUGCAAGUCCAACCCCAAACCCUGCUGUCCUUGCUAGGGAUGGAGGGCUUGUUGGCCUUUGGUAUGGCCAACAUGUGCGCAGACUGCUAAUGCCAGAAUCCCUUCCCAUGAAUCCAUCCCUCAAGCAGUGACGGGGCCAAUCGAUAUGGGGGCUGCUCUUUAGCAUUCCCUGGCAGGGAGCAGCAGCCCUCCCGGUGCUAUCUGCCAGGCAGGCAGCUACUUGUCUGCAGGAUGGAUGAGGGGACAGAUUGAAAAUGGGUGGCUCUUCCACCUACACAUGCAGACUGCUGCCAUGGCCACGGCAGGGCAGGCUGCAAAUGAAUGGGGACAAGGAGCAGAGAAUGGCUUUCAUACUGUGAGUGUGUGCAGGUUUGUACUCAUGUCUGUGCAACCUGGGGGUGUGCUGGAGGGUAACAUGGCCCCCG